AUGUCGUCUAACAGCUCCCACCUUCUUCCUCCGCAGGAACAGGAAGACCUUCCUCUCCGGCACUUCUCCGAUCAAUCUCAGCAUCCGCCGCCGCGCCACUUUUCUGAAACACCUUCCCUCCUCACCGCCAGUUUCCUCAACCUCCCUUCCAACGCAGCCACGGCUGAAUCCGAUUUUGCGCCUCCGCAUCGCAACGGAGACAGCUCAUCUGCUGCUACGAACCGACGGUGGCUCUCCUUCAAUUCGGAGAUCCCAAACACCGGAGAAGUCCGUCCUGAAGUCAUCGACGGAGUCAACGCCGAUGGUGAAACGGUACACGGCGUUGUUGGUGGUGGUGGAGGUGAAGAUUGGAAGAGCGCUAGCUACAAGGCUGCGAUUCUGAGACAUCCGAUGUACGAGCAGCUUCUGGCAGCUCACGUGGCUUGCCUUAGGGUUGCGACUCCCGUUGACCAGAUUCCGAGGAUCGAUGCCCAGCUCAGUCAAUUGCACACCGUCGCCGCAAAGUACUCCGCUCUCGGCGUGGUUGUGGACAACAAGGAGCUUGAUCAUUUCAUGUCACAUUAUGUUGUGCUGUUAUGUUCAUUUAAAGAACAACUCCAACACCACGUUUGUGUGCAUGCAAUGGAAGCCAUUACGGCUUGCUGGGAAAUCGAGCAGUCACUGCAAUCCAUAACCGGAGUUUCUGCAAGUGAAAGUAACGGGAAGACAAUGUCGGAUGAUGAGGAUGAUAAUCAAGUAGAGAGCGAGGUGAACAUGUUUGAUGGGAGCUUGGACGGUUCAGAUUGCAUGAUGGGAUUUGGUCCUCUUGUUCCCACGGAGCGGGAGAGGUCCUUGAUGGAACGUGUGAAGAAGGAACUGAAGCAUGAGCUUAAACAGGGUUUCAAAGAGAAGAUUGUGGAUAUAAGAGAAGAGAUAAUGAGGAAGAGAAGGGCGGGGAAGUUGCCGGGAGAUACAACCUCUGUACUCAAAGAGUGGUGGCGCACUCACUCUAAAUGGCCAUACCCAACCGAGGAAGAUAAAGCAAAGCUGGUGCAAGAAACGGGUUUGCAGUUGAAACAGAUUAACAAUUGGUUUAUCAACCAGAGGAAAAGAAACUGGAACAGCAACUCUUCAACAUCAUCUACAUCCACUCUCUCCAAGAACAAACGUAAACGGACCGGGAAGUAG
Molecule: messenger RNA, 1167 nt
Organism: Microthlaspi erraticum
Lineage: Eukaryota; Viridiplantae; Streptophyta; Magnoliopsida; Brassicales; Brassicaceae
Source: the annotation of a GenBank genome assembly